GCCGCCGCACGAGACCGAGCAGCUUUCUGCAGUAGCAGCAACGCGCUCGUCUUCUCUUUCCCUCUCUUUGCCAGCCUGGGCUUUGCAGCAGAGCCGAGCCCGCAGCUCCCGCCUAGCCUGCCGCAGCGGCGCCACUCCUGUUCCCUGAAAGAACCCCCCCCUCUUCGCCGUCCGCACCACGUCGGGCCGUGGCUUCACGGAACAGCCGCCCCCUCCCCGCUGAAAUAAUAAAAAAGAGAGACAGAGAGAGGGAGCGGGUUGACGCCGGAGCUGUGCUCUUUUGCAGUAGCGGACACCAUUUUGUGGCGCCCGGCUUCUUGACUGGGGCAGCCCGGGGAAGUGCUGCAUGCGGAGGAGAGCUGGCCAACCCCAAGGGGAACCUGUUGGGCGUCGCGAACGGGAAGUAGCCCAGCUGCGGCACUUCGCCCUGGAAUUGGGGGUUGCGGCAGCGUCUCUGGGAAUCGGGUCGUGCGCGGCAGCGGCAGCCUUGGGAGGAGGGAAAUUGGAGCCUGGGCAGCAGCGGCAACCGCAGCAGCGGCAGGAGCAGGCGCAGGCAGCGAAGGGAAAUCGUAUCUUGCGCAUCCCGGUUCUCGGGUGGAGGCGAAGGAGAUUUGCACCUUUGCGUCAACGGCAGGAAGAGAAAAGCAGCUGGACCUUUGCCACCGCAGCGUCCCUAGCAGGAGGAGAAGGAGGAGGUGAAAGCUUGCUUACUUGCUUGUCCCCCCCCUCCUCCCAGGGCAGGAGCAUGUUAGUCUCGAUGCAGCUCCCCUUCCCUCCUCUCCACUGAUCCCAGUCUUGGUGGGGCGAUGAUGGAUACUUGCCUGCUUGUUCUCACUUCCCACAAAAGUAAGCCCGCUGUCAAUGGAGGAGGACAUUGAUACCCGCAAGAUAAACAACAGUUUCCUGCGCGAUCACAGCUAUGCAACCGAAGCUGAUAUUAUCUCUACAGUAGAAUUCAACCACACAGGAGAAUUACUAGCGACAGGGGACAAGGGGGGUCGCGUUGUAAUAUUUCAGCGUGAGCAGGAGAGCAAAAAUCAGCCCCAUCGCAGGGGAGAAUAUAAUGUUUACAGCACAUUCCAGAGCCAUGAACCUGAGUUCGAUUACCUGAAGAGCCUAGAGAUAGAGGAGAAGAUCAAUAAAAUACGAUGGCUCCCACAGCAAAAUGCAGCCUACUUCCUUCUCUCCACCAAUGAUAAAACUGUGAAACUAUGGAAAGUGAGUGAACGAGACAAAAGACCAGAGGGCUACAAUCUCAAAGAUGAAGAUGGACGGCUCCGAGAUCCCUCCACAAUUACUACACUACGGGUACCCGUGCUAAGGCCCAUGGAUUUAAUGGUGGAGGCAACUCCCAGGAGAGUAUUCGCAAACGCACACACAUAUCACAUCAACUCCAUAUCUGUGAACAGUGACUAUGAAACCUACAUGUCAGCGGAUGACUUGAGGAUAAACUUAUGGAACUUUGAAAUAACCAAUCAAAGUUUUAAUAUUGUAGAUAUAAAACCAGCAAACAUGGAGGAGCUGACAGAAGUGAUUACGGCUGCAGAGUUCCAUCCGCACCACUGCAACACCUUUGUCUACAGCAGCAGCAAGGGGACAAUUAGACUGUGUGACAUGCGAGCAUCCGCACUGUGCGACAGGCACUCCAAAUUUUUUGAAGAGCCCGAAGACCCAAGUAACAGGUCGUUUUUUUCUGAGAUCAUCUCUUCAAUUUCUGAUGUGAAGUUCAGUCACAGUGGGAGGUACAUUAUGACCAGGGACUAUCUUACUGUCAAGGUGUGGGACCUGAAUAUGGAGAACAGGCCUAUUGAGACAUACCAGGUUCAUGAUUACCUCCGCAGCAAGCUGUGCUCCCUCUAUGAGAACGAUUGCAUUUUUGAUAAAUUUGAAUGUGUGUGGAAUGGGUCUGACAGUGUCAUCAUGACUGGCUCCUACAACAAUUUCUUUAGAAUGUUUGAUCGCAACACCAAGCGUGACGUGACCCUGGAGGCCUCGAGGGAAAACAGCAAACCCCGUGCCAUCCUGAAACCCCGCAAAGUUUGCGUGGGUGGCAAACGGAGAAAAGAUGAAAUUAGUGUGGACAGUCUGGACUUUAGUAAAAAGAUCCUGCAUACAGCUUGGCAUCCUUCAGAAAAUAUCAUAGCAGUGGCAGCAACAAAUAAUCUGUAUAUAUUUCAGGACAAGGUUAACUAGGAAUUAGGGAAGGGGAUCUUACAUACUGAGUUCUUUUUUUCCUUGUUUGUUUUGUUACUUCUCUGCAGACAUUAAUUAUGUCGGGGUAAGCACUCAGAUUCCAGUGUCUAUUGCUUUCCCCAAAAAACCUUAAGAAAUUGGGUUGGCAAAGCCCAUUAGGAACAUUUCGUGUCCAAGUAUUGAGAGUUACUAAGUUACACCAUUAAUUCAGCAGCAAGUUUGAAUUAUUUAUGCUUUCAUUUUUACCAGUGCUCACUAGUAGCUUUGAGUUUCUUUAUAAAUAUUGUUCUAGACAUCUGCCAAUUUAUAAUAAAGUUAGGACUAUAGUAAUAUAUUUAGGGGGGGAAACCAAGCAAGGUCAUAUAAAACAAUGUUAUCUUUUAAGUUUAAGCUGCCCAAUUUUGAUUUUGGAGAUCUUUUUGUUUUAUACCCAUCUUCAAACAGGAAUUCAGUUUUGUUUGCUAAUUCAUCCCCCCCCCCAUUGUCCUUUUCCGUUUUUUUUUUAAUGGCAUAUUCCUUUUAUCAACUCAGGGCCUUUCCAGAUGAUCAUUUAUUGUGCAUAUUUGUCACACAAUAAAUGUUUUCUUGUAAUGCUGCUGUUAUGAGAGGUGCAAAUGUCUUUUUGCCCUAAGGUAGCCCAUCUGUUGCAAAACCUCAACAUUUUGCUCUGAAGGAAAUGCCAUUUCUGCUCCUCAUGCCCCAUGAUCUCCAGCUAGAGGACUUGUUGCAUUUUGAAGUGCCGGGUGUACUGUAGUUGCACAAGUGCACAGCCAUCUGUUGGCUGAUGUCUAGGGUCAGUGGGGAUUAGUGACAUAUUCCUCCACUAUAGACAUGCCAUAAUCUUAUUUUUGUAAGGAUACAAUCCAGCAAAAUCUAAAUAUUUUUAACCACCAUUGAUGACAAUGGGACAAAUUUAAGCACGUGUUUUAAUUCCUUCCAUUGAAAUCAAUACACUGUAAAAGUGCUUGUGUGCUUAGGUUUGGCUGGAUCUGAGAUGCUGAAUCCUCCCCCUCUACACCAUUCAAGCCAGUGACUUCGUAUAAAAUUGUAACAAUUUGUUACAAUGGCGAACAGCAGCAAAGCCUAAGCUAUCCCAGCACAUUCCACACACCGACAGCAGCAUCCCAGCUUGCUUUUGUGACUUGCCCUUUUUCUUCCCACCCCGCCCUGCAUUUAAAUUUAGUCCCAGUCCUUCUGUAAUUGGAAUUUGCUAGAGCCCAAAUCCACCCUCUUUUAUUUUUUCAAAAAGAACAUUGAAAAAUGUGCAUCUCCCCUGUUGCAAAGCUGUUCCACCUGCAACAAGACCACUUUCCAUUUCCAUUGCGUGUGGACAGGAUAAGACACUGCUGGUGCUGGAUCUAGGCUGGUGCUACUUUAGUACUAAGGAUCAACAACAUUUUGCUGUUGUUGUUUUCUGGAAAGGCCCUCAGACAAGACAGACAGAACAGGUUCACAGUACAAACAUUUUAACUCCUCAUUCAUGAAGAGCCCCGUACGCUGUUGAAGGCUCUUACCUUCCUUUAUCAUACCCCACAAAUGGCCUCUAAUGGAUUAGGUUGUGUUGAUCCUGUGGUGCCUUUUGCUGGUAUACAAAAUACCUUACAAAACAAUGCUUCCAAAAUGCACGUUUUUGCAUACCAAAACAAAUUGAGUUUUUUUUCUGCAAUUCCUGUGAUUUUAUUUUAUUUUUAAAUUUUUUAUCUUUGCUUUGGCUGAGAGAACUUAAAAUUGGUCUCUUUUAAUCACUUGCAUGACAUAAAUAUGAAUUUGUGGGGAGUGUCCCCCCUUUUUUAAUAAUGCGUGUUUAAAUAUUGUUUAUUUAUUUGUUUAUUCAAAUAGACAUUUGUUUUUCUCCUUUUAAAAAAUGAGCUCUUAAAUUGCUAAUUUAUGGCAUUUGAAACACACGCACAACUACCCAACCAACAUGUACUGCUAUUCUCACCUGGCUGCUUUCUAAGAGAGGCUCCCCAUGGUUCUGCGAUACCAAGAUUAGCUGCACUAGCUCUCUGUUUUUGCAUGGUAAACUAUCCUGUUCCACUACAAGGAUAAUCUAGGUCCUGCCUUUAUUGAACAAUUAAUUGGUUGGGGGUUGGGAUUUUUUAUAUAUAUAAAAAAGUAAAGAAAAUAUGAUCAGAGAACAGAACCUACAAGAAAUAAAACUAAUACUUUCUCUGACUAAGUGGAUAUUUGAAGAUCAAUGCGCUUUGCAUUUUCUCUGAUUGUGAAAAGUGGGGCAGUAGCUCCAACCUUUGUGAUUGUUGCCAUGAAGCAUACAAGAAUUUCCAAACACACUCUCCAGUACAGGAUGAUUGAAAGCCCAGCCUUUCCUCUGCUGGCCUACCACCUCCUUUUACACCUGAUAAACAAGACUGUGUUACUGCAGCUUUCUCAAGAGACAUCAAGAAGCUACAAGGCUGCACAAAAGCCAGAGAGAGGACAUUGAUUUAAAGUUCUGGGCACAAGAGGAAGUUCAGAUAUUUGGAAUCUAGCUUUUAAUUGUUAUUAGACUACUUAACGCCCUGUCUGGUCUUCACGAGACUGCUCGGGACAGUCAAAUUAGAAGUUUUGCCUUGUUAAAGGAAUGAUUUCAGGAAAAAAGUAUGCUGGCUUAUAAAUUUAUUACAAGUAAUGGCUUUCAGGAGUAACCUCUUUUUUAAAAAAAAUGAAAUGAUAAAAAAUAGAAGUAAAUGAGUCAUUUUUCUUAUUAAAAAAAUACCUUCUUUUUCUUCCUGUAAAGAAAGGCUGCACUCUGAUAUCAGAAGUAAAAUUGUCUCUAAGAUGUUCUGGUGUGGAGUUGCUAAUUUCCAAACACUAAGGAAUCCAACCCUAUACCAUUGGCACUAAGUUAUCACCCACUGGCAGAUUCAAAAGGGCGUGUUCACACAAAGGACAUCAUCUUUCUAGGUUAAUCUAGUCCAGCAUUCAGCAGCUUAAGCAGAUGCCCCUGGGGAGACUCGUGGAACAGGAAAGACAAUGAAAGUGGUAGCCAUCUCCUGCUUGUCACCAGCAUCUGGUGUUCAGAGGUAUAUUGCCUCUGUACAGCGAGUUUAGAUGCUGAGAUGAAUGCUUAUGGUUCUGAUCCAGCAAAAGCUUUGGAUGAAUGCAAAAGGGGUUCAGAUCUUUCACUCCCCUAACAUGAGUUUCUCUCACUGCAUCAUAAACUGCUGUCGAAACUCUUUUACAACUCUCAAAAAUAGCUUAACAGUGUGCAGUGCUAGAAACUCCAUUGCACAGAAACGGCACACAGUACCUUCCUGUGGUUUGCACAGCAAAUAUAUUCUUGAUGGUACUUGCUGCUAGCCAGGCAUUUGCACUGUGUCCCAUCAAACACUUCUGUGUUCAAAUUGUUUGUCAUCAUCUGUUACCUGUCAAGGGUCCCCCUAGAGGGCACAGCACAUAUAAGCACAUAGUGGCUAUGAAGACUCAAAGGAUACGUGAUCAUGGUCUGAAAGGGGUGACUUCCAUGCCAAUGUGAGCAUCAUGGUGCCAAAGAGCAUGAAGUUCCUUUUGCACUCUCUUCUCCUUAUCACUAUCCCAUGGCAAUGUUCAGACUUGGUACAUACAACCAAACUCCUUUCCACAAGGCAGCUACAACAGAGCUUAACUUUUACAUUAAUUGAGAAGAUUCUUGUUAACUUCAGACUAGGUAAAUCAGUUUAAUCUGUGGUAGCUUUUACACUUCUAGCUAUGUAGAUCACACAUGUCAAAAGGAGUCCCCCCCUUUUUUUUCUUGUCAGGGUCAAUACCCUCCUCCACAGUGCUUAGGAUUGUUUUUACCAUCUCUGUUGCCACUGCAUCACCCCACACUCUGUUAUUAAAAAUCUUCUACUAAUGAAUAGGGCUAUCUGCCAUUACUGAUGGCAGUAGAACUGGUCAGGGUGAGCCCUGGAAUAUGGUCUGCUAAUGAGUAACGUUUCAAUGGAAUAGGAAGCAGGGAGGAGCACUGCUUGGAGAACAGACCAAAAGAGAGCACCUUGCAUAGUAGAAAAAAACCCUGAAGGAAUAAUGUAACAAGUGAAUCAAAGGAUGCAUGCAAGUGCACAGCCUCACUUAAAGCUGUAAACAUAGACUCCAGCCAGGAACCUACCAGUCCAAUCCAGUCCUAAACAGGAUAUUUUUGUUUGCCACUUCAAACGCCAUACAAUUUUAUUCAUCGUGUUACUGAUUUGACCAGUUGGUUUGUUGUAUUAGUCAGACCAAACACCUAUAACACAUUUUUGGACAAUUGAAAGGGAUUUAACUAAUCCUGCAGAGGGGAUUCAUCUACAUGUACCCCCAGUUCGCUGGCAUUGUACUCUAGGUAAAGAUUAGCCAACUUAUCAGCCUCUUUGAACAGGUAGACAAAGCAAAACCAUUUCUCAUUCUGUCUGUCAUAGUGGUCACCGCACCACAGGAUUGGAUGGUUUUCCAAGUCCAAGAAAGACUUGAUAACGGCAUUAGAUAUUGGCCCUGUCCAGGCACUGUUUGCCCCGUGAGUUGGCUGAUUUGUCGGACGCUGGCCUUAUUUCAGAAGAGCUACAGAGAUCUUCAAGAGGUAUAUUAUUAAGGAAGGACGCCCUAUUGCUGUUAUGGCUGUCUUAGAUAAUGCAGAGCAUGAGACACGUGGCAUGAUUCAUUGUCGAAGGCAGCCUACUGGAGGACCAUAAAAGUGUGCCCAAGCCAUGACAGCUCACAAUCAAUAUUGUGUUCACUGAUGCAGGAAGCAACAUGAUCACUUCCUAGAUACUACCCCCAUAGCCCAGCCUCAGCACUAAAUAUCUCCAAUAACAAGGCUAUGUGAAGUGACAAGGGCUAUUAUUUUUAACCUGCAGUCUAAACCUCUCUGAAAAGCUGAGCUGCCAAAAAUCUUCCAUUUGAAUUUAUCAGGGGUGGCCUCCUCAGCCCCCUUGUAAUCCCGCAUCAGGAGUCAAACGCUUGCUUAACAUAACAUAGCCAAGAUUGGCAGUUCUAUUUAGUUGGGUUGCCAUAUAGCACAUUGGUUGACGAGAGAGGUGAAAUGUAGGGUUUCUUUUAUGGUGUUUGUAAUCAUUUUCUAAAAGAUGGAACUUUGAUUUCAAUGUAU
Messenger RNA from Rhineura floridana, 7255 nucleotides. RefSeq names its product protein phosphatase 2 regulatory subunit Bbeta (gene PPP2R2B). Gene Ontology annotation, molecular function: protein binding; protein phosphatase regulator activity. Gene Ontology annotation, cellular component: protein phosphatase type 2A complex; cytosol. Bases 862 to 2193 code for a protein of 443 amino acids. Gene Ontology annotation, biological process: peptidyl-serine dephosphorylation. Lineage: Eukaryota; Metazoa; Chordata; Lepidosauria; Squamata; Rhineuridae. The transcript has 9 exons. The record is from RefSeq and is a predicted model, not a curated record.